Messenger RNA from Scatophagus argus, 1275 nucleotides. RefSeq names its product solute carrier family 35 member D2 (gene slc35d2). Gene Ontology annotation, molecular function: antiporter activity; GDP-fucose transmembrane transporter activity. Lineage: Eukaryota; Metazoa; Chordata; Actinopteri; Scatophagidae. Bases 129 to 1142 code for a protein of 337 amino acids. Gene Ontology annotation, cellular component: Golgi apparatus. The record is from RefSeq and is a predicted model, not a curated record. The transcript is spliced from 12 exons.
UUCCUGUGCACGAUGACCGCUCUGGUUGACGUACGCCUGCUGGUCCUGCCUGCCACUUAACCAGGAACUCCUUGGCGUCAGAGGAAAACCGCUUCCAGCUCCAACAGGUGUCUUUCGGGUGUCCGACCAUGUCUGCGAAAGCCUGUCAGGAAACCGCUGAACACUCCGGCCAGCUCAAGUUCUUCUCUGCUCUGUUUUACGCCGGCAGUUCGUUUCUCAUCACGGUGGUGAAUAAAACCGUGCUCACGAGCUUCAGGUUUCCCUCCUAUAUGUGUCUGGGAAUUGGCCAGAUGAUCAUCACUGUUGUUGUCCUUUAUGCUGCCAAAAUGAGCAAAACAAUCCAAUUUCAAGAUUUCGACAGGAGUAUUUUCUUAAAAAUCUUCCCGCUUCCUUUGCUGUAUGUUGGGAACCACAUAACAGGGCUGGCGGGCACCAAAAAACUCAGUUUACCCAUGUUUACGGUAUUACGGAAAUUCACCAUACUGAUGACCAUGAUUUUAGAAGUAUAUAUACUGAGAAAAACGUUUCCUAAACACAUUGUGUACUGUGUUGUGGCCAUAGUCCUUGGUGCCAUAGUUGCUGCAAGUUCUGAUCUGGCCUUCGAUGUGGAGGGAUACAUGUUCAUCCUGCUCAAUGAUGCCUUCACUGCCGCCAGCAGUGUGUACACCAAGAAGAACCUUGGCUCUGAGGGUCUUGGGAAAUAUGGUGUCUUAUUUUACAAUGCACUAAUCAUAACCAUCCCCACUCUCUUGGCAAGUGCAUUUACUGGAGAUUUGCACAAGGCAGUCACAUUUGAGGACUGGAUUCAAGUCACCUUUAUUUUAUGUUUCCUCAUGUCCUGUUUUAUGGGGUUUGUGCUGAUGUAUUCCAUAGUCCUGUGCAGCUAUUACAACUCCGCCCUUACUACGACAGUAGUGGGAGCAGUAAAGAAUGUUGCAGUAGCCUAUAUUGGCAUUUUUGUGGGUGGAGACUACCUGUUCUCUUGGACCAAUUUCCUCGGCCUCAGCAUUUGCAUGUCAGGUGGACUAGCAUACUCAUAUCUCACCUUUAUCACCAAAUCACCUAGAAGUAAUACAGAAGAAGCACAAGAGUUGAAGAUUCAUAUUACAGAAGACUCAACAGGGAUACUAAGGGGGAGCUAGUUUCUAAUGGAAACUAAAUGGACAGUUUUAACAUUCACCACUUGGUGGCACUUUUCUGCUCCAUAUUGGAGCAUAGUGUUGCUUCUACAUUUACAACUUUGUAUUAAUUUAAAAUAAAAUUACAAAUACAUUA